AUGGGUGGUAUUCCAUGGAGGUCAACAGCCUGCUCAAAUUGUAAAAAACGAAAGAUAAAAUGUGAUGCCGCACGCCCAGAAUGCGAUCGGUGUCUCAAGCGUGGCAUCCCUUGUCCGGGAUAUGCGAAAUCCCGCAUCUUCAUCCACCAGUCAAACAUUACACGACAACAGACGCGAGAGGUUGUACUUCCUCCAUCUUCGAGGCAGGCGCAGCCGCCUGAAUUGAUGCCGGUUGUACAGACUGGGCCGGUGAUGCGGUCUCAGCUCUACUCAUUCCUACUUGGCGCAUACUUCCCAACCAAUAUUCGAGGCACGACGGACCUUGAACAAGUUCAAUACUUCUUUCUUAACUCUUCUUCUAUGUUAGAAAGGCCCGGAGAUAAAAAUGAUAAGUUUAUGAUUUCCGAGAAGGCCCUGAGCGCCAUGUCUUGUCUAUCACUUGGUCGGCUCAAUCGUGAUUAUCGCAUGGCUCGCUAUGGUGUCCAGCUGCACCGCGCCACCAUUCAGCAUAUUUCCAAAUUAAUGAUUCAGGAUCCUUACAAUGAAGAUUACAUCAGGGCUAUGGUUAUUUUAAAAAUUCUCGAGGGCCACCACUAUCCGCAUGGUUGCGACAAUUGGGCCCCCGGCAUGAAGCAAAACAAUUUUCUCUUACGUGGCGCUCACCGAGGCCCGCCGACGUCUUCUUUGAUGUGUGCUAUCUAUCAUCAGCAAAAGCAGGCAGUCAUCUAUGCAAUCACUGCAGUGGAUUUCACUCGAGAGGAGUUUGAGUAUUUGAUAGAGUCUAAAACUGGUCACCCUAUCGAUGGGCUUUUCGAGAUAUUUGUGGAACUUGGAUGCCUCGUCACCGAUGUUGAACAAACUGAUCACUCCGACCAGACCCGAUGCCAGGAACUACUACAAAAGUGCCGCGCGCUCAAAGAAAAAGCCUUGGAUUGGUACCGAAACAACCUGACUCGCAUAGGAGGAGCACCCUUCAUAAAUCAUCAAUCGUAUCAGUCGUCUUUGCCACCCACUGAUGAUCUAUUCGGCGCUGCAUACUCUUUCGUCUCGCUUGACAACGCGAGGAUACACAUGUUCUACUGGAAGGCUUUGGCCAUAAAUCACUCGGUAAUCUACCAGGCUGAGGUGCUUGUCCUCUCACACGCUCAGAAGGCCUUCUCCGUAGACCCUACCACGCAUGGCGACUUUCAUCUCGCUGGUUUUUACGCCGACCAAUUCUGUCGGUCAAUUCCAUAUUUCCUUCAAGGCCACGUGGAGCUCUGGGGCAUCAUCGCGGUUCUGGUUUCCAUGCCUCAUAUGCUCAAGAUCUAUAUCCAUCUUCGAAGCCAGGAGAAUUUCUUCUGGUGCCUACAAUUUUGUUCCUUUUUGUCCAUGUUCGGUAUUGAAAUGGCAACAUACGUCAGUGAAGCGUGGAGGAAAACUUGGUACCUCGCAGAAGACUCGUCUGUUAACUCCAUUCUCAGUUUAUCGUUGAGAUACGGAUUAUCAAAAGAAAUACCGGUAUCAAUGGAGGCCCCUCAUGGAAAGGUGGUAGACUUAGCAGAGGUUGAUGAAGGGUUGAAUCCGAGUCCGCAGAUAGAAUAA
Molecule: messenger RNA, 1584 nt
Organism: Penicillium waksmanii
Lineage: Eukaryota; Fungi; Ascomycota; Eurotiomycetes; Eurotiales; Aspergillaceae
Product: Zn(II)2Cys6 transcription factor domain-containing protein
Exons: 4
Coding region: 1-1584 (527 amino acids)
Biological process (GO): regulation of DNA-templated transcription
Molecular function (GO): DNA-binding transcription factor activity, RNA polymerase II-specific; zinc ion binding
Source: RefSeq, a predicted model, not a curated record